GGGGAUGCCGUCAUCUGGAUGUGAGGUAUACCGGGUCGAGCUUCUUGCGCGAUCCCGGGCUCGUGUAUGGGGCGAUGCGGUGAUUGGCAUUGGGGCCCCAACUCUACUGGCAAGAGGAGGCGAUGUGAGCUAAUAUCGAGCCUUAGGACAGGCGGAUGUAGAGGAGGUAGAAGAAAGUGGAGAUGCUGGCGGUAUCUGGGGGUACUUUUGGACGCCCCAGAAGGCUACGCCGCCGCAGACUUUAGUUCUGUGGCCUGGUGAAGGAAGCAGAAAGUAGGAGUGAGCUCGGCGGAUAUUUGAUGAUUAGUGAAGCAUUGUUAUUUAAGAAUGGAAGAGGAUACAGAUUUUAGAAUAAGGUUUAGUUCUUUGUGUUUCAUUACUGAUCAUGUUGGAUUUCAUGGCACUAUAAAAAGUUCACCAAGUGACUUUGUUGUUAUUGAGAUUGAUGAACAGGGACAGUUAGUUAAUAAGACUAUUGAUGAACCUAUUUACAAGAGUAGUAAAGUACUACCUGAGCCAAAUAAUUUUGCCAAAAAAACAAAACUAGGUAUUCAAAAUUUAUCCUUUGAAGAGGGAAUCAACGAGGAAGUCAGUACUUUGGUCCAGUACUCCGAUGUUGGCCAAAAUCAUCAGUCUGGUUCAGAAAAGGAAGAUAGUAUCAAUGAUGGAACUUCCAAAGAAGAAAGAGAAAAAAUUCAUGCAUUAGGCUCUUUGUUAGAUAAGAAAACGAAUGAAUUACUGAAUCAGUUUGCCUAUGAUAUAAAAGAGAAAUGGAAUUCUAAAAGUGAGCUAAGUGGACCGUCUCUUGAAUUCUCACUAGGCAGAAUCCUUGACAAAAACCAGAGGGCUAUUUUGCAUAGUGCUAUUCGGCAGAAAUUUCCUUUUUUAAUAACUGUAGGAAGAAAUACUGAAAUUGUUGUAAAACCAAAUCUUGAAUAUAAAGAACUCUGUCACUUGGUAUCUGAAGAAGAAGCAUUUGACUUUUUUAAAUACUUGGAUGCAAAGAAAGAAAAUUCCAAAUUUACCUUUAAACCUGAUACAAACAAAGACCACAGAAAAGCUGUUCACCAUUUUGUCAACAAAAGGUUUGGAAAUCUUGUGGAAACCAAAUCUUUUCCUGAAGCUAAUUGCAAUGCUGGUAAUCCAAAUAUAGUAAUAACGGUAAGAUUUCGUGAAAAAGCACACAAGCACAGGAAAAGGUCUGUUGAAUGCCAGGAAAAAAAAGUUGUGUAUACAGCCUUCACCUUGCGAAAAGAAAAUCUAGAAAUGUUUGAAGCGGUUGGUUUUUUAGCUGUCAAACUUGGUGUGAUUCCUUCGGAUUUUAGUUAUGCAGGCCUUAAAGACAAGAAAGCCAUCACCUAUCAAACAAUGGUCGUUAGAAAAGUGACUGCAGAGAGGUUGCAAAAUAUAGAAAAGGAAAUUGAAAAGAAAAGAAUGAGUGUGUUUAAUAUUCGGUCUGUAGAUGAUUCCCUUAGACUUGGUCAGCUCAAAGGAAAUCACUUUGAUAUUGUCAUCAGAAACUUGAAAAACCAUAUAAAUGAUUCUUCAAACCUGAGAGAGAGAAUUUUGGAGGCAAUAGAAAGUGUUAAGCAUAAAGGGUUUGUGAAUUACUAUGGACCACAGAGAUUUGGCUUGGGAAGGAGAGUCCACACAGAUCAGAUUGGUUUGGCUUUGUUGAAGAGUGAAAUGGUGAAGGCUGUAAAAUUAUUUCUUACACCAGAAGAUUUGGAUGAUCCCGUAAAUAGAGCAAAGAAAUAUUUUCUUCAAACUGAGGAUCCUAAAGGCACACUUUCACUAAUGCCCGAAUUUAAAGUUCGAGAGAGAGCAUUGUUGGAGUCGUUGCAUCGCUUUGGCAUGACUGAGGAGGGUUGUAUCCAGGCAUGGUUCUCUUUUCCUUAUUCUAUGCGCAUUUUCUACAUUCAUGCAUAUAGCAGCAAAAUUUGGAAUGAGGCAGCAUCUUACAGACUUGCAACCUAUGGAUCAAGAGUGAUGGAGGGUGAUUUGGUCUGUUUGGAUGAAAAUGGUGAUGAUGAGCAUUUCUCAAAUAGUAAAGUUCAUCUAGUAACUGAAGAAGAGGAAUUGGCUAAUACAUAUGCAAUACAUCAGGUGGUUCUUCCAGUGCUUGGAUACAAUAUUCAGUACCCAAAGAACAAAGUAGGGCUAUGGUACCAGGAAGUACUUAGCAGAGAUGGACUGCAGACAUGUAGAUUUAAAGUACCUACUCUGAAACUGAAUGUUCCAGGAUGCUAUAGAAAGAUUUUGAAACAACCCCAUAAUAUCUCAUACCAACUAAGAGAAGAACACAAUACUGAUGUCAAAGAAGAGGGUUCCCAGGUCAAUGAAGCAACUUUAUCUCUUUUGAUUUCUUUUGAUCUUGAUGCUUCGUGUUAUGCUACAGUUUGUCUGAGAGAAAUAAUGAAGCAUAACUUUUAAAACUGGUAUCCUUGAUAUAACGUAUAUAUGUUGCUCUUUAAAGGAGAGGGAGCUAAAAUUUCUUGAGAGUCUGUCAUGUGCUAGGAGCUUUAUAAUUAUCUCCCUUAGCAAUAUGAUAUCCUAAUGAAGUACGGAUUUGAUGCUAAUAUUCUGGAAGACAUAUAACUAGUAAGUGGCAGUAUCUGAGUUUAAGAUUCCAAAGCCUGUGUGGCUUUUUUUUAAUUACCUAAGAUUUUGGUGACCUUUAUUCUGUGUUAUAAAAAUUACAGUCUUUCUGGACUACAAGGAGCAUAUAAUACUGCAAGAUAACAUUUAAGAAAAAAAGUUUUUGGAGUAAUGUUUAUAUCCUUUAGCUUCCUGCUUAGAAUAUAAAUUAAACUAGAUUGUAAUGAAAGCAUAUAGUUGGAGAUAAAGAUAGAUAAAGCAUUUUGUUAAUUAUUGUUGUCAUUCUUUCCUAUUUUUGAAAUUAUUGAUAAGAAAACUACAUCAGGGAAAUGUAAUCUCUCUAUGAUAGCUACCUCAGGAUAGU
Pteronotus mesoamericanus is the source of this 2962-nucleotide messenger RNA. RefSeq names its product pseudouridine synthase 7 like (gene PUS7L). Gene Ontology annotation, biological process: pseudouridine synthesis. The record is from RefSeq and is a predicted model, not a curated record. Gene Ontology annotation, molecular function: pseudouridine synthase activity; RNA binding. Lineage: Eukaryota; Metazoa; Chordata; Mammalia; Chiroptera; Mormoopidae. The transcript has 9 exons. The coding region runs from base 328 to 2433 and encodes 701 amino acids. Gene Ontology annotation, cellular component: nucleus.